Molecule: messenger RNA, 2248 nt
Organism: Oncorhynchus mykiss (rainbow trout)
Lineage: Eukaryota; Metazoa; Chordata; Actinopteri; Salmoniformes; Salmonidae
Gene: ippk
Product: inositol-pentakisphosphate 2-kinase
Biological process (GO): inositol phosphate biosynthetic process
Cellular component (GO): nucleus
Molecular function (GO): inositol-1,3,4,5,6-pentakisphosphate 2-kinase activity; ATP binding
Source: RefSeq, a predicted model, not a curated record
GACAUCCUCCAGAAAGCAAUAGUUCUUUGGUGUCAGUCAGUAGCUUAAAAAUUAUUGUCUUAGCUUCAGAACUUGUGUGCGUUAGCCUGGCAAAGUUGCUGGAGUUCAUAAGCGAUAUAGAUUAAUUUUCCUACAACGUACAGUUCUGUUAUGGAACUGGACAAAAUGGACGAGAACGACUGGAAAUACCACGGAGAAGGCAACAAAAGCCUAGUGGUUUCUAAUGUCCAGCACGCCAGAGUCCUUCGGCUCCUGAAGUAUUCUACAGAAGAUGCCGAAAACUCGCAUAAGACAACAGAACAAGCUUUUCGCCACAUACAGAACAUAGUUGACUAUAGUCAAAAUGUCAUGAAGCCACUGCUGGGGGAGAAAUUUGUCCACGACGGAGAGGCUGUGAAGCUCCCGCUGGACUUUGUCCGACAGCUGUCAUUGAAGGUCCAGCAGGAAAGGCCAGAGUCUCGCUGUGACAAAGUGAUGGAUACGUUUAGUGGAUGUGCCUUGUGUCUGCCUAACCUCACCCAGCUCUCCUCCUGCUGCUGCUGCUGCAGAGAACACAGACCUCCUCUCUGUAUAGAGAUUAAGCCCAAGUGUGGAUUUCUGCCGUCCUCUAGACACGUUACGAAAGAAAUCAAAAAGCAGGUGUGCCGCUUCUGCAUGCAUCAACAUUUUAAGUUGGCCCAUGGAAAGUGGAAACGGCUGAGCCGGUACUGUCCCUUAGACCUGUUCUCAGGGAACAAACAGAGAAUGUCCCUAGCCAUCAAGCACUUGAUAGAGGAACCUCAAAACAACUUUAAAAUCUUCAAGGGUGGAGAGUGUAUCUACAGCUGUAAGGAUGAUGCUGACGUGUUACAGGACCUGGAUGAAUUGGCUCAGCAUCUACGGCCAUACUUCCUCCCUAGUGGCAGCCUUAUGAACGGACACCAGUCCAGUAAGGUGGUUCUGAAUGAGUUGAUCCAGGUGAUCGUGAGUGCCCUGUUGAGCUCCUGGGACCCCAGGAAGACUCACCUGUCUGAGGGCAGAGUGAGGUGUGAGGCCAGCCUCCUGCACCGGGACCUGCUACGCAACACUAACCACUGCCUACCCAAAGAUUGCGUCCUGGACAAAAUUCUGGGGACUCAGAUGUUGGAUAAUUUAGACAUUGAGGGGUUAAACCCCCUGUUUAAACGAGUGGAGCAGCAUCUACAGGACUUUCCUAAAGAGAGAAGUAGCCUUCAGAUCGACGGACCGUACAGCCACAGCUUCCUGGAGAAGAUCCAGAAGUGUCCGACUGAAGACGACGGCUCUAUCGAGUACGCUGUCGGAAAGGUCCACCAGUACAGAGUUGCCAUGACAGCCAAGGACUGCUCUAUCAUGAUCACCAUAGCAACCUGUGGGGAGGAGGACGGGUUGGACCAGAGCCUGGAGAUCCAGCCUUCGAAGCCUCGCUUCACCUACUCCGUGUCCAUCCUAGACCUGGACCCUAAACCCUACGAGAGCAUCCCUCACCAGAGCAGACUGGACUCCAAGAUAGUCAACCACUACCUGAGGAGCACCCUGCCCAACAACCAGGAACUAGCCAAUCAGAGUGUCUUCCUGGGCUGGGACAGAGAAGGAGAGGACUGUACUCUGGUGUUCCAUCCUGUAUAACCACUCCCUCUGCUGUCUGGCCUUCCCGCUUGGUGUUACCUACACUCUCCCUCCCCCGUACCCUAACCCCUCCCUCCCCUAACCCCUCCCUCCCUCCCCUGUACCCUAACCCCCUCCCUCCCCCGUACCCUAACCCCUCCCUCCCCCGUACCCUAACCCCUCCUACUAUCCCCAGACUGAACGCUGCUGUGGAACUGAUAGAGCAAAAGUGAAUGAACUGAACUGGGAAAAAUCCUUUAAAAAAAAACGAAAAAGAUUUGCCAUAUUAUAUAACCUGAGUUUAGGAAACGGAGUGCUGUGUUCCUAAUGGCUCCCUAUGGGCAUUGGUCAAAGGUAGUGCACUAUAUAGGUAACAGGGUGCCAUUUGGGGAGCUAUGGUGGCACAUAUGACCCCGGGGUCUUCUGAAGCGAUGUCUUAUGGUGCGAGGCUCUGAGAGACCAUGGAUACAAUCAUGUCUUUCUUUGGAUUCCCAAGCUCCUCACGCCUAGCCUCCAUCUCCUCUCCCCUAGCCUCCAUCUCCUGACACCUAGCCUCCAACUCCUCUCCCCUAGCCUCCAUCUCCUCUUGCCUAGCCUCCAUCUCCUCUUGCCUAGCCUCCAUCUCCUCUUGCCUAGCCUCCAU